GUCGCUAACGGAACUAUUCUAUUUACACGAGUUUAACUCACAGGAUAUCGGGUUGGCGUGUGGACACGAGCUCAUCUUUAUUGUAACUAUUAUUAUUUGCCAAUACCAGGAUUACAAUGAUUCGCAGAUCCAGGAUCAGUGUACGGCCGAAUGUGCGGCCUGGAAACCGAUCGACAACUACUUCUCAGGACACAUCCCAGAAGAAUCAAGACUUUUCUUCACAGUCUUCUGUGAGCUUAGAACUGACUGAAACAGCACAAGAACAGCCUUUGUUUACUGAAGCAGGCAAGAGUUACACAGAGAAGCCUGAGACAGCUGCCUCUUGCCAGAUUGAUGUAUCUCAAAGCAGAAAGCAAUUCUCGGGACCUCAGUGGAAGGAAGAACCACCCAGUGUCAGCCUGUCCGAGCCACAUUAUUCUGCCUCCUUCACAGAAAUUACACAUGACAAAACCACCUCCCCUCAAUCUCCUUCUAACAGAUGCACUCUCUCUUCACAUAAGCAUUCAACCUCAGUCAAAUCCUCCCUCCCCAGAAUUACCAUCAACACAGAUGAAACCACUCCAUCAACAGCCUUUGUGCAAGCGAAGGCAAACUACAAAGCCCCACAGAAGCCUAAGGUCCGACAGAGCUCCACUGCUGAUCCUAAACAGUGCAGAUUAAGGCAUAGAGAGGACAUCCCUAUCCAGCAGCAGCCAGAUAUAAUGUCUCUUAAUAAAGAAAACAAAGAGAUUCUGGAGUCAAAUACUGAGGAAGAGAGGGCACUGAAAGUGUCAAGUCUACAGCCAGAUUCCUUUUUAGGUAUAGGUGGUUCUAAGGUUUCAGAGGUUGAACCAACAGUUUCCUCCGAGCAAGACAUAACUCUGACCUCAGAGAAAGAUAAUUACAAAUGGACUAAUAAGGACUCAUCUGCUAUGCGACCACAAGGCCUAAAUGACCCUGCUGAUCGAAUCCGUUUGGGGAAAGCUCAAAAACUGCGGGAACUGCUGAAGCUAGAGAUUUAUAAGGAGCGGAGCCAGAAGACCUUAACGGAGAAAACAAAAAGGAUACAAUAUGAGACUCUGAAAGACCACAGCAAGAUGACCAUGAGGGAACUUAUUUACUAUCUGCCAAAAACCAACCCAAUGAAAUCAUAUCAGGAAAAGGACCAGCACAGCAAUGAAACCACCCUUUCUUCACCAGAUCCUUCUGAAGUCUCAGAGGAGAUACCAGCACAGUUGGAACAGCAGAUUCAAUCGCAACAUCAUGUGGAAGAACAGGAACAGACCCAUGAGGAAGAUUUGUCAGAAUCUGAGCCCAACGAACCGCUGCUGGUACCCCAGGUGAAGGUAGCAGAGGAUGGUUCACUGAUCAUCGAUGAGGAGAGUUUGACAGUAGAAGUACUUCGUAACAAGGGACCAAACCUUUCUGAAGACCGAGACCCUAUAUUUGAGCGUGGCUCAACAACUACAUACUCCAGUUUUCGUAAGGGCAGCUACACUAAGCCCUGGUCAAGUCAAGAGACCGAUAUGUUCUUCCUGGCCAUUAGUAUGGUAGGCACAGACUUUUCAAUGAUUGGCUCGAUGUUUCCACACAGAGCUCGCUCUGAGAUUAAGAACAAAUUCAAGAAAGAAGAGCGUGCCAAUGCCUGGAGGAUAGACAAAGCCUUCCGAGAGAAACGCCGCUUGGAUCUGGAUUUUUUCACAGAACUGCUUGAAAAGAUCUUGGCUGAUGAAGAAAGAAGGAAAACAAAUAAAGUAAAACCUUCUAUGGGAGCCAGAGUGCAGCAGAGGAAAGACAAGAAAAAAAACAGAGUGAGAAAGCCCUUAAAGGCUGCCUCGGAUACGGAAGGUUCUGCAGAGGAAAAUUCAAUUGGUGAUUUUACAGAGGGAGAAAAAGAAAAUGAGCACAAUGUCAAUGAACAUGGAACAAGUGAUGGCAAAAACAGCAGAAACAGUAGAGAGGGAGGUGAUUGUUAUCCAAUGACGGAUAGACAGACACUCGACACAGAAUACAAUGAGGCAGCUACUGGCAGAUUAGCUGCUGAUGAGAACUCACACAGUGAUGGAAGGGACUCCGAGAUGAGGCACACUUCCCUGGUGUGUGACCUCCAGCAGAGAACACACCCUAAACUUCCACUGAGAGCCUUAGGGAAGGCUGGACAAAAUGCCCCAAUUGGAGAUUGUGCCACUGAGGAGACUGAGGGAGUCUCUUCACAGAUGACCAGGAGAUCUGAGACAUCUCCAACUUCAAGAACAAGAAGGAACAAGAAGGAGGGUGUUGAAGUAAAUGAAUUGCCCAACAAGUCCACCAGGUUGAAGAGGACACUGAAACAACCUCAACCACACGUCCCAAAGGAGAGGUCCACGGAAAUAAAAGGUCACACACUCUCAAACUCAAAUGAUUAUCUUCCUGAUAUUGCGAGUCGGAGUAAACCAGUGACAAUUGUGCAUGGCAGCCGGAAAAAACGGACUGGGCUUGUUACCAUUCGAGCAUCGGUCUCUGAAGAGGACAUGGAAGUACAAGAAACAGAUAUACAGGAGCCUGGAAUUCUACAAGAUUGCUAUCCCACAAACCCUGAAGACCAGAACCAAGUGCCGGCUUUUGUGCCCCUGGGUCUUCGCUCUCCUUCGCUUGUAAAUGUAGUGGUUGAGGAAGCUGUUGAGGAGGAUGUUGUUGACUUUAUUGCUCCAGAAAACCUUGAAGUAUCUGAGGAAAGUUAUAAGGAGGCAGCCCAAACUCUGCUGACCAUUGGAAACCCAGGUCAUGUGAGACAGAUCAACUGUGCAUCUAAUUCCGAAAUUGCAACUCAGGAACAGCUCACUAGUACACAUACAGACCAUGGAAGAACAGUUUCUUCAGAGCCUGACAUGGACAGGAGUGUCCAUGGAGCCUCAUUUUCCGGCAGAAAUUCAAGACCGGUAGUAGAAGUCUCAACAGAUGUGUCUCAGCUGGCAGAAACUAACUGCGAGGAGCCGAUAUUCAUCAUUUCCCUAACUGAAAUAUCACCGUCCUUCAUAGAAACACUUCCCCCUGACACUGACCCCCCCCUCUCCCACACUGAGCUACUCCUCUGUAAUCCAGAACCUCUCCAAUCUCUCACAGAAACUCUCCCCUCUGAUACAAAGUCACUUCCAUGCGUCACCGACACGCUUCCCUCGAAUGCAGAAUGUCUGCCAUCUUUUUCAGAAAUGUGCUCGACUUCCCAUGAGCCCCCCACAUCUCUCACAGAGCCCCAUAACUUGGUCACAGACAUUUUCCCUUCACUGAAAGAGACUCCUCCUUCCAUUACAGAUAAUCCUCCCACUGUUAUAGGGCCUCUGUGUUCUAUCACAAAGCCCAAUCCAAUGACCGGACAAUUGAACACAAGACUAGUGCAAGGUAAUGGAGAUAUCAUUGAGACUGAUAGAAGAGCAGUGCCACAUCUGAUGGUCACUGAUGCUCUGGUACCUGUGCCAAAGGAAGAGGAAGGAGACAAGAAUAAGCAACUUGUGUGUAAUAUAGACAUCUCAUCACCAAAUCUUAUUCUAGAGACUUCAGCCAUCCAACGGGCACAACACAAGUGCGAUCAGGUCUUCCUUUAAGACAGGUUUCAGCUAAGUAUAUCCAAGCAAAGACCCCCCCUGUUUCUCAAAUCUGCAAAACUGAUCAGUCAAGCUGUAUACCUUCAUCUUAUGUGAACUUACCA
This is a messenger RNA of Alosa alosa (allis shad), 3664 nucleotides long. Its product is annotated as transcription factor TFIIIB component B'' homolog. Gene Ontology annotation, molecular function: TFIIIC-class transcription factor complex binding. Gene Ontology annotation, cellular component: transcription factor TFIIIB complex. Lineage: Eukaryota; Metazoa; Chordata; Actinopteri; Clupeiformes; Clupeidae. The record is from RefSeq and is a predicted model, not a curated record. Gene Ontology annotation, biological process: RNA polymerase III preinitiation complex assembly. The transcript has 21 exons. The coding region runs from base 117 to 3560 and encodes 1147 amino acids.